This is a messenger RNA of Tigriopus californicus, 900 nucleotides long. RefSeq lists its product as uncharacterized. Lineage: Eukaryota; Metazoa; Arthropoda; Copepoda; Harpacticoida; Harpacticidae. Gene Ontology annotation, cellular component: membrane. The transcript has 2 exons. Gene Ontology annotation, molecular function: sodium channel activity. The coding region runs from base 191 to 736 and encodes 181 amino acids. Gene Ontology annotation, biological process: sodium ion transport. The record is from RefSeq and is a predicted model, not a curated record.
UGAUUUUCAAUGCAAUGGAAGCGAUCAUUUUCUUUUGCUUAACCAAGCCUUCCACCAUCAACCCCUAAAGAAGAUCACUUUUCAGGCUAACGUGGUUUUCAAAAUUGCCCUGGGCAUUGACGCAUACAUUCAUCAUCCAGGCCAAACCUUACACCGAGAUUCUCACACCGUGGUGAGGGCCCUAACCAACAUGAGGGCCUACGUUGACGUUAGUCACUCUUUGACUGAGCUCGAAUCAGUCAACGGCGAGAAAUGCGAGACGCUGAUGAAUUAUGGGUUCGACGAAUGCGUCAUCAAGGGGAUCCGAACAAUCAUUGGAGAUGAAUUGAAUUGUCUGGUACCUUUUGUGCCGGGAAAUACAAACGAGACCGUAAUGUGCCGAACAGAUCAAGAGUUCGACCAAGCCACGCAAAUUUUCGAGGACCAUGUCCAUGGGUCCAAACAAGCUCGGCUGUGCCGAGAACCCUGCACGUAUUUGUCCAUCUCGAUUGGACACGUGAUCUCGCAAGUCGAGACCGUGCCCGGGAGAACCGGAUCCGGGUAUUUGAAGCUAUUCUUCAAACGCAAUAUUUCCGUUAGUCAAACCCGACUUUCGUAUUCGUUUAUGAGUAUGGUGGCCGAGAUCGGUGGAUAUGUGGGCUUUUUCAUGGGCGUGUCUGUCCUCCAGCUUUCCAAGUGGCUUCAAUCCGUUUGCGAUCGGUCCGAAAUAACUUGGGAGAUUGGAUGGCAAGUCUAAGAACAGAGUCAAAGUUAUGCGAUUCAUCAAUAUAUCUGAUAUGGUCUUGUAUGAAAAAACAGUUCGAAGAGUUGUUACAAGUGUGCCAUUUGUGCUCAAAAUCGCCAGGAAAUUGAAUCAUAUUUCGGCUUAACCCUUAUAAGGAAAACCUCGUUAAAAUAAAG